AAGAGAGAGAGGAAGGGAUACUUCAUCCACAGCUGUUAAAACUCCAGUCCAAUCUGUGCUUUCUCACUGCAUGGCCAAGAUGGCGUUGGGAGAAAUAUGUUUCACUAUCGAUAUAAGCAAGACUCGGAGGUCUUCAAAAACAGGCAUCCUGUUUUUUCUUUUAUUGCAAAUGAGUCUGCUCUCAAAAGUAUGGACAACUACCACAAUGACUAGUCCAGCAAGCACUCUGACAACAGAUGCCAUGUCGUCUACAACGUCAGAACUUGUUAGCCACAUUUCGACAACUCAAUCUGUGGUUUCAGUAAGCGUGCCCUCCUCCAUUUCAACUAAUCAGACGGCCACAUCAGGCUCUACAGUGACAGGAGCUUCAUCCACCUUAAUGCAGAUCACUUCCUCUAACAAUGCUACUGUGACCUUUACAGCAAAUACAUCUUCAUCAGAAAAUUACACGGCGCUAUCCUGUCCAUCAUUUGCUUGCACAAAAGAUUGUUAUGACCAGUUCAUGAAUACGAUGGCGAAGCUCUGCCAAUCCAGUGAAUAUUUCUGUAAGAUAAUGAAAGAGGACCAAGGUUACUCUGUCAGCUGCAGUGCCUCAUGUGGCAUGCCCUGUGAGAAUGGGACUCUUAGUAAUUGCUCUGUCAACUGUUGCAACACAACCAACUGCCUCAACAACACUCUGCUUGCCUUGUUCAAUUCACUCAAUACCACAGCUACAACAAAUCCAACUACUACAACCACAACCACAAAGAUCCCAGUUACAACCAUCCCAGCAACCAAUGGCAAGAAGUGUCAAAAUUUCAAGUGUGAAGGAACAUCGUGUUACAAAACCGCUAGUGUCGCCAGUAAUGUCACGCCGUGUCCAGUUGGUCUGGACUACUGCAUGCUACAAAAGACAACAUCUGGCACCACGGAGAAUUGGCAUGCGGGUUGCAGUACAGAUUGCAGAAAGAUGACAGUUUGUUCAAGCACCAGUACUGCCUGUUACUUGGAGUGCUGCAAUGCCACCACCACCACCUCAUGCCUCAAACUGACAGGUGAAGUGAACAUGCCCAGCUCCGCCACCAGGGGUCCACACUGUCCCACACUGCUCAUGGGCUGUCUGCUGCUCUUCUGGAUAGUCAAAGUCUUAAACUGAGCAUAACAAAGUCACAUUUAAUAUGCAAUUCAUUCUGUUAGGAGAGUGUAUGCGUGUUUUAAACCUGAUUGUACUUCUUUUACUGUCACUUUUACAUUCUUUGUGAUGUAAGCAAAUCAAGGUGAGUGUGUGGAUGUGUGUCUAUAAGAUCAGCAUGAGAAGCAGAAUGUGUGUAUAUAUAUAUAUAGAUGCCAAAUAAGCUUUACCAUUGGCAUCUGCAGAGAGCUACAUCAAGUGGGAACAUGUUGGAUUCUUAUAUCACAGAGUUAGACAGAACGAUCCACAGAGGAAUAUAUUAACAAUGCAAUGACAAAUAUGAGGUUUGCUUCCUUUCA
Messenger RNA from Carassius gibelio (silver crucian carp), 1470 nucleotides. RefSeq lists its product as uncharacterized. The record is from RefSeq and is a predicted model, not a curated record. The transcript has 9 exons. NCBI's taxonomy places the organism in Eukaryota, Metazoa, Chordata, Actinopteri, Cypriniformes, Cyprinidae. The coding region runs from base 71 to 1135 and encodes 354 amino acids.